Eupeodes corollae is the source of this 582-nucleotide messenger RNA. RefSeq names its product bolA-like protein DDB_G0274169. NCBI's taxonomy places the organism in Eukaryota, Metazoa, Arthropoda, Insecta, Diptera, Syrphidae. Gene Ontology annotation, cellular component: mitochondrion. The coding region runs from base 128 to 451 and encodes 107 amino acids. The record is from RefSeq and is a predicted model, not a curated record. The transcript is spliced from 3 exons.
CAACUGUCAAAUCAGAAAACAGCUGAUAGAGUUUUUUUGAUUCUGCCAUUUGAUUUGGUUAUUUUAUAUUUCAUAACAACACAAAAAUUCUUCCAGCCUCCAAUAACGAACAAAUUCAAGUCUUAUAAUGUUUAGGAAAAGUUUUUUAAAAAUUGCAAAUGUGUUCACACAAAGAUCGUUUGCUUUAAAACGGGGACCCAUUGGAACAGAAAUCACAGAUAUCUUAACAAAAAACUUAGCACCAUUGCAUCUUGAGGUUAUAGAUAAUUCAAAUGGUGCGGAAUCGCAUUUUAGAGUACUUAUUGUAUCGGAGAAAUUUAAUAAUCUUCCUUUAGUUAAAUGCCACCGCUUGGUCACGGAUUUGGUGAAACCGAAAAUUGAUAGUGGGGCAGUUCAUGCGUUUUCUGUUGAAACAUUAACACCAAAUAAAUGGAAGCCCACGAAAGAAUAAUGAAAAUAAAUGACAUAGUACAAAGAGUUCCAUACGCCGCAUACUUACGACUUUUAAUAUCUUUAAGUUUUUAAUUACUUUGUUUGUAUUCUCUUAAAGAGAGAUUUAAUAAGAUGCUGGACAAAGAUUGA